CAUGCUGUGACUCAUGUUUUAAUGCCUCUUUGUUUCAGGGGAAAUCUGUGUCUUUGACUAACUUCUUCAGGAUAGCCCGGAACACCAUGACCAUGUGCUUUAACAAGGAACCAGGAGCUGCUGAAGUUGAGCAAGAGUACUGGAGGAUUGUGGAGCAGAGAGAUACCCAUGUGACGGUGCAUUGUGGGAAGGUGGACACCAGUACACAUGGCAGUGGUUUCCCCACAGGAAAGUCAGAGCCAUUUUCAAAACAUGGAUGGAACCUCACUGUCCUCCCCAAUAAUUCUGGAUCCAUUCUGAGGCAUCUGGGUGCUGUGCCUGGGGUGACCAUUCCCUGGCUUAACAUUGGCAUGGUCUUUUCUACCUCAUGCUGGUCUCGAGACCAAAAUCGCCUUCCAUAUAUUGAUUACUUACACACUGGUGCUGAUUGCAUUUGGUAUUCUGUCCCUGCUGAGGAGAAGGCUAAGAUGGACAAGGUGGUCCAUACACUGCUUCAGGCCAAUGGCACCCCGGGACUGGAAAUGUUGGAGAAGAACAUCAUGAUCUCUCCAGAGGUGCUGUGCCGUGAAGGCAUCAAGGUUCACCGCACGGUCCAGAGGAGCGGCCAGUUUGUGGUGUGCUUUCCCGGAGCCUUUGUCUCUAAAGUGUGCUGUGGCUACAGCGUGUCAGAGACGGUGCAUUUUGCUACACCCCACUGGAUGAACCUGGGUUACCAAGCUGCAAAGGACCUGAAAUGUCGUCGCAUAGCCAAACCCUUCUCCAUGGAGAAGCUACUGUACCAGAUUGCUACAGCUGAAUCCAAGAGGGAUAAUGGCCUUCUCCUCACCACCAUCUCUGCCCUACUCAAAGACCUCAGGAACAUAGAGAUGCGCCAACGGCAGGAACUUUACAAGGCAGGUUUGCUCUCCUCUGCUCGCUACGGCACCCAUGACAGCAGCCUGGGGCCCGGUGAGGGACGCAAAAAGCCCCGCGGGAAAUGGCUGGCACUGGAGUCCUCGGAGAGACGCUGCCAGAUCUGUCAGCAUCUCUGCUACCUGUCCAUGGUGGUUCAGGAGACUGACAAUGUGGUCUUCUGUCUGGAGUGUGCCCUGCGCUAUGUGGAGAAGCACAAGUCCUGCAGAGGCCUUAAGAUGAUGUAUCGAUAUGAUGAGGAGCAAAUCAACAGUUUGGUGAACCAGGUGUGUGGCCGGGCCAUGUUAAAGAAUGGAGGCGGCGGCGGUGCUGUCGUCAUCAAUGGAGUAGGGGACCCCUGCCACGGGUUAAGCCCAGCCAAAGCAUCACCGGCGAAGCGAGGCCCCAGAAAGCGCGCCACCGUGGAGGUGUCCUUGGCACGCCUGUCCUCCAGCCACAUACCCAAGGCCGCUGCUGUGUCCUGAGGGGGCGCCUCGACAUCGCCACCCGGUGCGCUGUUCCCACAUCCUGCUCUGACCCUCCCAAACUCCUGUGUUUUGUUUGUUUUUGUUUUUUUUUCCUCACAUAAAGCAGGAUCACUAUUAAUCCCUCCUCCAACACCUAAUAUUUAAGAUUGAUUGUUUUUGAGCUUUGAAAUUCCCCUCACCUGACCCCAGCCCCCCCCCCCCCCCCCCCAAAAAAAAAUAUUCACCUCCCCCCUUAGUAUGACAGUCUUGUUUAUAAAAAAGAAAAGGAAAAAAAAGAAAAGCAAGAUGUCUUUUUUGCACUAGUGUGAAAGAAGAAUUUGUUUUUGUUCUGGAUGAUUUUAGAAUCCCCCGUCCCUCCUUAAGUCGCCCUUUACAACAUUACAAGCAUUAAGUGUAACGUUCACAAGAAGACUUGAUGGACCCUGUUAUACCCUUUUACCUCCACCACCAUCCUCCCUUAACUGAAAUGGGUUACAUUUGUUACCUUCUCCUUGCAUCACUCUUUC
This is a messenger RNA of Micropterus salmoides (largemouth bass), 1885 nucleotides long. RefSeq names its product protein Jumonji-like. Gene Ontology annotation, biological process: chromatin remodeling. The record is from RefSeq and is a predicted model, not a curated record. Gene Ontology annotation, cellular component: nucleus. NCBI's taxonomy places the organism in Eukaryota, Metazoa, Chordata, Actinopteri, Centrarchiformes, Centrarchidae. Gene Ontology annotation, molecular function: histone demethylase activity. Bases 87 to 1376 code for a protein of 429 amino acids. The transcript has 10 exons.